AUGAUGCAAAUUGCCAAUGUUCAAGUACAGAAUAGGAACGACAACGCUGAAAUCUAUUCUCCGUGCCCUCGAGUAGUUUUCGAUCCUCGGCGGAAUGUCACUGGUCUUGUUGGUUGCAAGUUGACUCGGACUCUUGGGAGUCUUCACCAGCACCGCCCCGACACUGCCGGAGACAUCAUCCACGGAUCACCCCUCACCAUUCCCAAAGCACCCAUUCCAGGCGGCGCUUCGACAACAAACAGAACUGCUCAGGCGUUAGGUGCUCAAACACCUCUCACAGGCUCAUCAGAUCCUGGUGCUCGUCCAUUCCGCACAUUGGGCCAGCUGUACGAUGGAAACAAGCGGUAUCGGGAGAGUGCUCGAGUGGAGGCUGAAGUUCUUGCUGACGAUUCUCCUUCGUUCAUGUUUUUCGGUUGUACAGACAACAGAAUAAGCCCGAGCGCUAUCUUCAACUCGCCGAAAGGAUCCACCAUCUCCCACAAUAACAUUGCCAACCAAUAUUCUGACAGCGAUCCGAGCGCCGACGCUGCUAUUGCGUAUGCCAUUGAGAGCCUCCACGUACAACAUAUCAUCGUCAUAGGUCAUUACGGAUGCAAAGGUGUUGAGAUGGCAAUUACCAGGCCACCUACCGUCAGCGAUAUCAUCAAAGACUGGCUCCAACCCAUCUCGGACCUGUACAGACGGGCAAGGAGGACUGAAAUUGUCAAACUGCGCGACUCGAGAAAGCCCCAACGAGGAAAGCCUGACGGCGUAAAGGAAGCCCCUCCAGCUAAUGACCCUGGCUUCCGCGCUCUCGUUGAAGAAAAUGUCAAACAUAGUGUAAAUGAGCUCCGUGGACACAGCCUUUUGACAGAGACGUACGCGAAGAACAUGAUGACCGACAAGCCAACAUCUCUCGAUGUCUUUGUACACGGUUUCGUAUUCGACGAAGCGACUGGCGAGGUUAACGAUCUUCACGUUUCCUUCGGACCACUAGGAAAGAACAUCCCUAACGUUCCUUUCAAGGCUGUUCAGGCUGCGAAGAACUUCCAUCGCGAGAGCUACCGUCCAGGAAUUUUUAAGGGGAAGACCUGGGACUUCAAAGCCCAUUCUCAUUGA
Cyclocybe aegerita is the source of this 1098-nucleotide messenger RNA. Lineage: Eukaryota; Fungi; Basidiomycota; Agaricomycetes; Agaricales; Hemipholiotaceae. The record is from the annotation of a GenBank genome assembly.